AUGCUUGUACGUCAAUUGUCUGUUGCUUUGGCCAUCGUGGCUUUAACUGAGGCUGCUCCUGCUUCCGUUAAGCAUGUCUUGCAUGAGAAGCGGGAAAAGCACGGUUAUGACUGGGUAAAGGGGGAUCGGGUCGAGGGUGAUGCCGUUUUGCCCGUUCGCAUCGGUCUGAGUCAAAAUAACCUCGAAAAAGGAUAUGACUACCUUAUGGAAGUGUCUGAUCCGAACUCUGGUCGUUAUGGGAAGUAUUGGUCUGCGGAUGAUGUGCAUGACAUGUUUGCACCAUCGAAAGAAGCCGUAGAUUCUGUUCGACAAUGGCUUGAAUCAAGUGGAAUCGACCCGUCUCGUGUUGUCCACUCUGACAACAAGGGCUGGAUCGCAUUUGAUGCUUAUGCACAUGAAGCUGAACGGCUGUUUCUGGCCGAGUUCUAUGAGCACAAGCAUGCAUCAAGUUCAAGUAUGAAGAUUGGAUGCGACCAAUACCAUGUCCCAGAGCAUAUCCAGGGCCACAUCGACUAUAUCACACCAGGUGUUAAGUUGUCGCCAAUUGUCAAGAAGCAAACUAAGGCGAAGAGGGCUUCUCAGAUUGCCCAUUCUAAGCCUAAUUCCAAGGCUGCAUCUUCUGCUGAAGACCACUACUCCAUUCCUGCUAAAGCUAAAUCUCUCCCGGAGGAUCUCCAGGCUUGUGGAUAUAACAUGACUCCUACUUGCAUCAAGGCCAUGUACAAGAUUCCCGACUCCAAGACUGCUGUCAAGGGCAAUUCUCUUGGUCUUUAUGAGCAGGGUGAUUACUUUGCCAAGUCUGAUCUUGACAAAUUCUACAAGGAAUAUGCCCCUUGGGUUCCCCAGGGUACUUACCCAAUCCCAGCUAUGAUUGAUGGAGCGAACUAUUCUGUUCCAGCUUCCAGCUCAUUAAAUACUGGCGAGUCUGAUAUUGAUAUUGACAUGGCAUUUGCUCUGCUUUACCCUCAGUCAGUGACUUUGUACCAAGUUGAUGAUCAAAUUUAUGAGCCAGAGGAGGUUGCAACUACGAACCUCUUCAAUACAUUCCUCGAUGCUCUCGAUGGCUCCUACUGCACAUACUCCGCCUACGGCGAGACAGGUGACGACCCAAGCAUCGACCCUGUCUACCCUAACCCAUCUGCUGGUGGCUACAAAGGAAAACUCCAAUGCGGCAUCUACAAACCCACAAAUGUCAUCAGUGCGUCCUAUGGCCAAUCGGAAGCAGAUCUUCCAAUUGGCUACACCAAGCGUCAGUGCAAUGAGUUCAUGAAACUAGGCCUACAAGGUCAUUCCAUUCUUUUCGCAUCUGGCGAUUAUGGUGUAGCCUCAUUCGCAAAUGAUGGAGCUGCCAACGGAUGUCUAGGCCCAGAAGGCAAGAUCUUCAACCCACAAUAUCCCUCAAACUGCCCCUACGUAACCUCAGUUGGAGGUACCAUGCUCUAUGAUUAUCAAACUGUGGAGGAUGGGGAGAGCGUCAUGCACGUAAAUCUAGGAGGCACUGCAACAAACUUCUCUAGCUCUGGCGGUUUCUCGAACUACUUUCCUCAGCCUGCAUAUCAAAAGGCCACUAUUGAGAAGUACUUCAGGAAGGCUGAGCUAAGUUAUCCGUACUAUUCUGAAUUUGAGGUCGAUGUCAAUACUACCAAGGGACUUUAUAACCGCAUUGGUCGUGCUUACCCGGAUGUCUCGGCCAAUGGGGCCCAGUUUCGUGCGUACACUGCUGGCGAGAACUACCAUUGGUAUGGAGCAAGUUUGGCGUCACCUUUGUUUGCUUCGGUCCUUACUUUGAUCAACGAAGAGCGUCUCUUGAAGGGCAAGGGCACUGUUGGCUUCAUUAACCCAGUUCUCUAUGCUUUCCCCGAAGUUCUCAAUGAUAUCACCAACGGAACAAGUGCCGGAUGUGAUACUAAUGGAUUUGCAGCCAUUGAAGGAUGGGAUCCAGCAACUGGCCUGGGAACACCGAACUUCCCCAAAAUGAAGAAGCUUUUCCUCAACCUGCCUUGA
This is a messenger RNA of Penicillium angulare, 2004 nucleotides long. Its product is annotated as S53 family peptidase. The transcript is spliced from 7 exons. Bases 1 to 2004 code for a protein of 667 amino acids. Gene Ontology annotation, biological process: proteolysis. The record is from RefSeq and is a predicted model, not a curated record. Lineage: Eukaryota; Fungi; Ascomycota; Eurotiomycetes; Eurotiales; Aspergillaceae. Gene Ontology annotation, molecular function: tripeptidyl-peptidase activity; serine-type endopeptidase activity.